Messenger RNA from Neltuma alba, 2216 nucleotides. RefSeq lists its product as uncharacterized. The coding region runs from base 67 to 1107 and encodes 346 amino acids. The transcript has 5 exons. Lineage: Eukaryota; Viridiplantae; Streptophyta; Magnoliopsida; Fabales; Fabaceae. The record is from RefSeq and is a predicted model, not a curated record.
GGAAGGAGGGAGGAGAGAGAGAGACACUGUCCGUUAAUUUCAGUUAAAAAGGGAAAAGGAGGAAAAAUGGUUACAGACCAGGAAAUAUCGCAAGCCGUACAAUCUCUCUUCAGGGAUUCAAACCCUAGAAGAAGCUUCACCACCUUCAAUGAAGUUGUGCAGGAGCUUCAGGCCAAGCUCGGCCACGACCUUACCCACAAACUCGACUUCAUCACUGAACAGAUUAACCUUUUGUUUGGAUCUUACCCACCGCGGCCGCCUCCGUCGCCGCAUCAGCAGGCAAGCCCCUUGCUACAGCCACAGCAUCCUCAACUCGUACCACCCCCUUCGAAGGACAAGAUCAUCCUUUCUCGAAACCCUAAUUUUCAAACCGCUCCUCCUACUCCGGUAACUUCGGCAUUCCAAAGCUUCACCUCUCAUCCUGCGACGGUUAAACCGGAUGCUACCGCCGCCGCCGAUGGAACCGGCCACGAACCUCCCUCUAAUUUGGGCAUUGAGGCCCCCAAGGAGAGUACUCAAACUAAAGCAAAGAGAAGAGGUGGCCCAGGAGGCCUCAACAAACUUUGCGGUGUUUCCCCUGAACUGCAGGUUAUUGUUGGCCAGCCAGCAUUACCAAGAACUGAGAUUGUGAAACAACUGUGGGCUUACAUAAGGAAAAACAAUCUCCAAGACCCUAGCAACAAAAGGAAAAUCAUUUGCAAUGACGAGCUGCGUGUGGUGUUUGAGACAGAUUGUACUGACAUGUUCAAGAUGAAUAAGCUGCUAGCUAAACACAUCAUCCCACUGGAACCAACAAAACAGCCAGUUCGAAAGAAGCAGAAGGCAGAUGUGGAGCCAGGAACACAAAGUGCUGAAUCCGCUUCACUCUCUGUAAUUAUAUCUGAUACACUUGCUAACUUUUUUGGUACUACUGGAAGGGAAAUGCUUCAGUCGGAGGUUUUAAGACGAAUUUGGGAGUAUAUAAAGGUUAAUCAGCUAGAGGAUCCACUGAAUCCUAUGACAAUACUAUGUGAUGCAAAGCUUCGGGAGAUCUUUGGCUGUGAGAGCAUUCCUGCAUUGGGGAUACCAGAAGUGUUGGGUCGUCAUCAUAUAUUCAGAAGAUCAUGAAGCUGAUGAAAUUCUAUGGUUGGUAGAUUUUUAUACUUGUGUUUAUGAUGAUUCCUGUUAAAGUUACAGUAGUGUUAUCUGUCCUCAUCAUUAUCGAGCUUCAUGGACUCAUCAUUUAAAUUCAAUCAAUCGAUUUCAGGCCAAACAAAAAAUUCAGUAGAAAGAUUAAUUCUGUGAUGUCUCUAAAUCUGAUGAUCCUCUGGAUCUGUAACGGCGUUUACAUGAUUCAGCUUAUUACUUGUAUUUAAUGUGGUGUGGGCAUUAAAAUUAAAAAUAUUUUUAAUUUAAUUUUCAUCAUUUUGAAAGUAACUGAAAAUUGAUUACUGUAAUAAUCAGGGUUAUAAGUAGCCUGUGUCGUGUAUGCUCUUCUCAUUGCCAUAAUCAGGAAUGUAAAUAAAUUGCUUCUUAUAAGCUCUUCCGGCUCUGAUUUUUGUGGUUUUGACUUUCAUGGUUUGCUCUGGGCUUGCGACUACAGUCAUGUAAAACUCCUUAUUGUCUGUGUAUUCUUCAGAAUCGAUCUUGUUUGAAAUAGUAUUACAUGCAUAUUUAUGAACUAUAUUAUAUCAACCCAAGACCUGGGAAGAUUGAGGCAAUGAGGGAAUGGAUGAAUGAUGCAAGAGAAGCAGUUUACAGAACUUAUUAAGAUUCGAUUAUGAUGGUAUGGGGUAAUUUAUGAUUGAGGAAGUGAAUGGCUGCAUUUUUCAGUCAUGCAUUUACUUCGAUAAAUAAUAUUUGUGCUUGGAAUUCUAAUGGAAUAUUUGCUUUUGGUUGCAGUCACAAAUUGCUUGCUGUUAAUUCCAGUACAGUACAUGCUGAUUCUGGGAACAUGUUGAUAUGGCUAUGUAAUUUGACUAGCUAGAUUUUAGUGUUCUUAUCUUAGUGACAACUGAUAUUUUGAUUAUGGCUCUGUCACUAGGUUAUGAUGCUGCUUCUGGCCUUUCUAACUUGGCAGAUAGGUUAGAAUGAUUAAUCGCACUUGCUGACACCUCUAAAAUGCUUACUGUAGAUGAGAAAAUGAUGUAAAGUGUGAUCAUAACUUCCUUUAAACAUGACUUUGUUUAUGUUGAUGUAAUGAAGCAUGCCAGAUAAUUUGGGUCUUUAUUCCUUUA